UGCGGUCUUGUUCUUCCUUUUGCUUUCUGUGAUAUAGAAAAGAGGUGGCAUUAACUCACAGGAUUGGGGCAAAGUGAUUUUUAUACCCAGUGGAAGGAAGUUCUUCAGGAAGCUUCCUAAGUUUUUGUUCCACAAGUGCUACUUGGAUGUGAAGGAAACAUUCUGUUGAUUUUUAAAGAGCAAGAAUUUUAAAUUACCUUGUUUGCUAUUCUGUGUGGUCUUAUUGUUGGUUGGUUGAGUGGUUUUUUUGGUGGUAUACAACUAAAAACACAGGUUGGCCUAGGAGUUGCAAUCUUUCAGACUCUGUGCUAUCGCUUUUCUUUGUACAGAGCUCAGUUUUGCAGGCUGCUAAGCUGGUUGAGAACUGUAAACCAUAUUACAUUAUAAAUGGCUUUUUGGUAACCAGAGAACUUUAAAAAGUUUUUUUAUUUCUUAUUUAUUUUAAUGCAUCUAAAAUGAAGAAGGCUCCUAGAUUUUUCACUAGACCAGAAAGAUCAUGUUGUAAAUGAUUGUGGAGAAUAAGAAGAAACACGGUUUCACUUCGGAUAUCGUUCUGGUAUUAAUUUGGAUGGAGAAUUUGUUCAUGUCUUCCCCUAUUUCCAUCCUAAGAUGAGGAUGUGGGAAGAAAAGAAAGAAAUAAAAGGGGAAAAGCAAACCUGAAUUGUGUUACUGCUAAGGUGUAUAAGGAUAAAGAGCAGCAAACAUUCUGUUAUGACAUGGGUAUACUAUUUCUUGAAGUUAGAGGAAAAAAUACUCGACACUUGACACUUAGCAUGUGAAGUGUUCAAGAUCUUGUACAAAUAUUAAUGAAAUACUGUGAAUUACAUCCUAAGAUAAGUGGUGGAGUACUUGAUCAGUUGUUUAAAAAUCACUUGUGUGUGCCUUGAAUUAUGGUAGGAUAAAAAAUGUUUUGUUAGCUGAUUAGUAGAUUGGGAGUUGAGCCACUCUUAGCGUUCACUUGAGCAUAGUACAACCCAUUUGCUUUAAGAGGUGUAAAAGUCAGGGAGCAGUGUGUAUUCUGUUCAGCUUGCUGCAAUAUGUAAUUGCACUUAGUGGUUCUUAAGACAAAUAUGUUCAGCCUUCAGGACUUUCUGUAGUAGCUGCUGUCAGUUUUGCAUGGAGGCGUUCCAACAGAAAGACUUGUAAGCAUACGGAGCUAAUCUUUGAUUUUACAGUAUCAGUUCUGUAUUUUCCACAAUGCAGCACUUCAAUAAUUUUUGAAAAGCGCAUCUUCCUUGAUGGUUUAAAACCUAAGGCAUACGAUAAACUAAACAAGUGUUACUUCGAGAUUCCUUACCUUACCUUACCUUCAUAAAUAGCACUAAGACCUUUGAGUAUGGUUAAAAUACUGCUGUUAAUCUCACUUACUGGAAAUGUUUAUGAAACAACUCCGAUAGCAAAGUCACUAAGUGAAACUGUAUGCAAGUUUUACAGGAGUAUUUCUGCAUUUGAAGUUAUUGUAUGCAUGUUUCAGGAAAAUACCCAAUUUUUCAGUCUCACGGUGGGCAUUUUUCUGUAUUUGAUCAGUUUUAUAUAUAGCGUGGUAGCUAUUGUAUUAAACACCCUCAAAAUCAUGUGUUGUUUUUGCAAGUGUUCUUUUGUUUACAAGAUACUGUACUAUAUAUGGUGGCAUUUAGAAGGUAAGGAUUAAGUUACUGCAUACUAUGUGGCAACAAAACCUUUGGUGCUAUUUGCUUUAAAUAAGCACUGAAGAAUUUAGGCUUUUCAGGAAGAGCAAGUGACAAGCUUCUGAUAUAAGUCAGCAGCGUAUCCGAGACUUUUGAUGCAUAACAAGGCAGUGCUGUGUGUUUUUUCCAGCACAGCGUUACUAAGUCGGUAUGUGACAGGAGCCUUGUUAUUGCAGGCUGGCUCAGCGUGCGGUUUUGUGUAUGGCUUUUUUGUGUUGGCGAGACAAGGCCUCAAGCCUGGGUCUUGUCCACAUUGUGAGCCACCAGCUUUUGUACAGAACAACUUUUCCCCCAAAGUGAGAUGUCGUGCUCCUGGGCCAGUGAACCCAGCGCAGGAGGGGCUGAGUUGGAAUUGCCUAUAUUCAAACUUCAGCUUGAAACCUUCUACGAAGGAACAUAGGUUAAAUCACUUGACAUCUGAUAGUUCUUCAGUGUCCUUCCUAAAAUUCCUCUCAAGGAUGGUGAGAAUUGAACCUAGCUGGGGAAAAAAACCAAGAGGCAUGUCAGCGAGGAGGGCCACAGGCUCUCCCAGGCACAUGAGGGAGGCAGUAAUGGUGCUGGUAGAGUUUUGCAUGCUUGCCUGGAAUAAACAAAUCCAUUCAGCAUUCUGCUAACUGCUGCAGGCUUAACUGGGAUCUUAUUUAACCCUUCAGCUACAAAUCUGGUGUGAUCAAGUUUUGUUUCUGUUAACAAGAUUGCAGCCUACUGUUAGUGUGAUAUUAAUGCUGCUUUUCCUUGGCUAGAGUAGCGAUAAUCAUAACAUUUUCAUGUCAAUAUACGGACUCAGUGUCUGCAUGCUAGGAAAGUUAGGGACUUAACUGACUAGCAGUAAUUCAGUAGAGAAAAGCGUGAUGGAAUUGUGGAUAAUUGUUUUGAGAGAGACUGAUUUUCCAUAUUUAAAUAUACAUUUAGAAAAAAUUACUGUGCUAAGGGAAUACUGAAUCUCUCAGAGGCCUCUCAUUUUUUUAAAACGCCUUAAUGAAAUUGUAGAAAUGUUCAUGGCUCAUAAAAGAAAAAUGUUACUUUAAAAAAGUUAAUACAUGAAGUUCAUGUUCGGUUGUGUUCAUGCUGUUAAUUGAAAGGCUGGGGAAGGAAAAAGGGAAACAGGACACAUGAUACACACUGCUGAUGAGCUGACUAAAUAUAAAGUCACAGCAGGGAAGUAAUCAAGCAGCUAGCUACAGACACUGCUGAUGUCAGGCAAAAAGUAUAUUUUGCCCUCUGACGCUUAAGUCUGUGCUUGCUCUGAGUUACUCAUGCGUGGUGUUCAUCAUUAAAUAAUGUUAUCCAUUAUUUGGUUUCAGCAAUAAAACCAGUAACGUAGAAGGCAAAGUAGUCACCAGUGCUGUUUUCUUCCAGAAGACAAGUACAGUUGGUGACAAGUACAUAUAGAUGGCUUGGUCUCUUCUACACUAGUCUUGCGUUGCAGACUGGUAGUGUUGGAAAUGUUAUGUAGCAUUCCUAAGCUUCAAAAAUGAGCAGGAGCAGCUGAGCACAGAGAACUGCAUUGUAUUCCAGGUGCUGAGAUUAUUAGGGAAAGUGCUCUUUACCCUUUAAGCUACAAAAGUGGCACUAAAUGAGUAGUCUGAAGCAGAAGGCAGCUUCUGAGUUUAAAAAAAGUGCCUUGUCAUCAAAGCCGAACUUAACUGUUGCUGUUGCAAUGAAAUUAGCCACCAGCUGUGUGGAAUGGUUUAAGUUUGUGUUUUGUGCUUGUUUCUUCUGAUGAGUUCUCAGUCUUUUUCAGUUGGUUAAAUGUCUUGUCUUUGACAGCAUUUAAAACCAGGAGCAAGUGCUAUCAGGUGCAUCUUAAAGGUAGACUUUCUCCCAGGUCCAGCCCAUUCAGCAGUGACCUUUGAUGGGUGUGCUUAUUCAGUGUUGUAAAGUCACUUUUAAGGCACUUAAUGUAAGGGUUGAUUUUUAUUCCUGCAACGCCAGAUGAAGAAACGCUAGGCUGGUGUUAGGCUACUUGUCUUGUGACGAACAGAAUUCUCAUCAGUGAGGGAGAGUUUCCUGCCUCUGCCCUCAGAAGUUGUGUUGGUUAGAAGACAAAUCAGCGAGUUGAGUGUAUUUUUGUAUUUCAUCUGUAUUUCUGAGUAAGGAAAGCUGGAAGUCCAGAUAAGCAACUCAGGUUUUUUUGUUUUACUGGAGUAAGAUAAAAAUAUGAGGUCAAUUUUCUUGGCGGAUAGAGAAGGAUGAUGGCGGGCAACAACCAGCUUUGCAUUCGACGUUGGACUACCAAGAACGUGGCCAAGUGGCUGAAAGAAGAAGGUUUCUGCGAAUACGUGGAUGUUUUGUGCAAUAGACACAGGCUAGAUGGAAUUACACUGCUGACACUUACUGAAUAUGAUUUACGAUCCCCUCCUUUGGAAAUCAAAGUCCUGGGGGAUAUCAAAAGGCUAAUGUUGUCCAUACGCAAGCUACAGAAGCAACACAUUGAUGUCCUGGAAGAGCUGGGUUACAACAGCGACAGUCAUGUUGGCACAGUGUGCCCAAGUGUUGGUUCACUACAGGGUACAGAUUGGUUUUGUAAUGGUGAGGUACCACGGGACUAUGAUGGGCCAAUUACUGACUUGAAUGGUGAUCAGUAUCAAUAUGCAAACGGAAAAAACAAACACUCUACCCGAAGACUGGACCCAGAGUAUUGGAAGACAGUUUUAAGUUGUGUGUAUGUCUUCAUAGUGUUUGGCUUUACGUCAUUCGUUAUGGUUAUAGUACAUGAGCGAGUACCUGACAUGCAAACAUAUCCACCUCUACCAGACAUAUUUCUGGAUAGCGUCCCUAGGAUACCAUGGGCUUUUGCUAUGACUGAAGUAUGUGGCGUAAUUCUUUGCUACAUUUGGCUGUUGGUUCUUCUGCUUCACAAACACAGAUCUAUACUUCUGCGAAGGCUGUGCAGCCUCAUGGGGACAGUAUUCUUAUUACGUUGUGUUACAAUGUUUGUUACCUCACUCUCUGUGCCAGGCCAGCACUUGCAGUGUACUGGAAAGCUGUAUGGCAGUGUUUGGGCAAAACUCCAGCGGGCAUUUGCAAUAUGGAGUGGCUUUGGAAUGACUCUGACUGGAGUACAUACGUGUGGAGAUUAUAUGUUCAGUGGCCACACUGUUGUCCUGACCAUGCUCAACUUCUUUGUCACAGAAUAUACGCCAAGGAGCUGGAACUUCUUGCAUACCUUAUCUUGGGUCCUGAAUCUCUUUGGAAUCUUCUUCAUUUUGGCUGCACAUGAACAUUAUUCUAUAGAUGUCUUCAUUGCCUUUUACAUCACUACAAGACUCUUUUUGUAUUACCAUACGUUGGCUAAUACUAGAGCAUAUCAACAGAGUAGGAGAGCAAGGAUCUGGUUUCCGAUGUUUUCUUUUUUUGAAUGCAAUGUUAACGGUACUGUUCCCAACGAGUAUUGCUGGCCCUUUUCAAAACCGACUAUACUGAAAAGAUUGAUUGGCUGAGGAGCGUGCGAGUCAGUUCAGGUUGUUAUGAAGCAUUAUGACUAAGAUCCUACAAGGCUAGCUGGCGGGGGAUAUAAAGUAACAUGUUUCACUCCAUGAUCUCCUCCUCCUUGUCUUGUUUCUUAGAUUCUUAGCCAUAAAGUGGGGUUCCCAUACUUCACAGGGAUGUGGUUUUGUUUUCUUGUUGCUAGAAUAGAAAACAAUGCAGGGACUGGUAAAGGCUGUCAGUGAACCGUGAAUAUGAAUCAGAAUACUCUUACCCUCAGUAAGGUUCUGUGUGAAUGUUUAAGUAACUUUAAUGUCAAAUAUGUGCUUGUACUGAAUAUAAUACACCCUUUACAGGUUGAAAUAAUCUCCGUUACCUGACAUGCCAGCCUUCACAUAUACUGACUAAAAAAUCAGAACUUUAUGAAGAUUUUCUUUUAAAACAGUCAAAUUUUCAAAACAAACUCUGUGUAUUCUUAAAGACUGAGGAGUACUGUGUCAUAAUGAGGAAAGCAGAGUAGUUUCUUGUUCUAAAAGGGUCUCUUAACUGUUAAAUAACAAGUCUUAAAGUAUAAUUGACAGUAUAAAUGGUCUGUAUACAGGUUGCCAAAAAUGAAAGUCUGCCUUGUGGCUAUGCAGUGACGAUGUGUUUUUUUAAUGAGAGCUUAUUUAGUCUAGUCUAUCAGUUGUCUGUAUGGUUGUUCUGACACUUGGAAGUUUUCCCUUUUGUGUUUAAAUAAAUGAGUUAAAGUAAAUGCUACGUCCACAGAAAGUCAAGUUAAUUUAGCUUUAGUGAGUUUAAAGCCACAGAAUAACUUUUGUGUGGUUUUAAUUGCUUUAUACCCAAACCUGUGCAUGCUUUUUAGGAGCAGCUCGUUAACAUUGGAAAAACAGAACAGUUAUCUUCAUAUAUCUUAUUGUCCCAUAAAUGGAUGGGGAAAAUGCAUGUAGUAACUCUUUCAGGACAAGUAAUAAUAGUGAGUAUUGGAAAUAGUGCUCAUAUUGAUGUAUGUUUUAGCACUCUGGUGUCAACAAUAUGGUGAAUAUCUUUGGAUAUAUAUACACACACAGUAUAUUUGUUUACAUAUAUAUAAAUACAGUAUAUGUUCUUCUAACAAGUAUGAAAAGAGGCUAGUUCUUUAAGUUGCUCAUUUACUACGCUGAAAGAUAAAAGUAAAAUAAGCAGUUGAGUUUUGGUCGUUUAAAAAAAAAAAAACCAA
Messenger RNA from Egretta garzetta (little egret), 6336 nucleotides. It is a transcript of the gene SAMD8, whose product is annotated as sterile alpha motif domain containing 8. Gene Ontology annotation, cellular component: endoplasmic reticulum membrane; Golgi membrane. The record is from RefSeq and is a predicted model, not a curated record. Gene Ontology annotation, molecular function: ceramide cholinephosphotransferase activity; sphingomyelin synthase activity; protein binding. Gene Ontology annotation, biological process: ceramide biosynthetic process. Bases 3881 to 5131 code for a protein of 416 amino acids. The transcript has 7 exons. Lineage: Eukaryota; Metazoa; Chordata; Aves; Pelecaniformes; Ardeidae.